AAAAUGGCGACUCCCAUGAAUUUGACAGAAAAAAUAAAUUUUCUACGAGAAAAGUCCUACAAACUUGAAACAUUUGAAAAAGUUAAAGAAAUUGACUACAACAAUUUUUUCAAAGAAUAUCUGCUUGCAAAUAAACCUUGUAUAUUUACCCCAGAUGUCACAAUGCAGUGGAAGAGCAGAAAAGAUUGGGUCAUGGAAAAUCACACACCAAACUACACGUUUCUUAGGGCACUGUUUGGUGAUGCCAUAGUGCCGGUAGCAAAUUGUAAACAGGAACAAUACAGCUCACAUCCUAAACAGGACAUACUGUUGUCAGAAUACCUUGAUUACUGGGAGAAGUACAGGGUUGAUGGAUAUCCAGAGGAUGAACCUCGCCUGUAUCUCAAAGACUGGCAUUUUACCAAAGCAUAUCCAGACUAUAAGGCUUAUACCACUCCAGUAUAUUUCCUGUCAGACUGGCUCAAUGAAUUCUGGGAUACCCUGCCUCAAGAUGAUUACAGAUUUGUGUAUAUGGGACCUAAAGGAACUUGGACACCUUUUCAUGCAGAUGUUUACAGAUCAUUCAGCUGGUCAGCCAAUAUCUGUGGCAAGAAAAAGUGGAUAUUUUAUCCUCCAGGAUGUGAGGUGAUGUUAAAAGAUAACCUAGGAAAUCUUGUCUAUGAUGUCACGUCUCCAGACCUUGAAAACCAGAAAAAGUUUCCUAAUGCAUUCAAGGUUAAAGGUCAAAUGCUAGAGGUCAUACAAGGUGAAGGUCAAAUUAUUUUUGUACCAAGUGGCUGGCAUCAUCAAGUUUAUAAUCUGGAAGAUACCAUAUCUAUAAAUCACAACUGGCUAAAUGGGUGUAAUAUAGAUAUAUGCUGGAAACAUUUACACAGUGGCCUACAGGAUGUCAAGAAAGAAAUUGAACAUUGCCGAGAUAUGGAUGGAUGGAACACACAGUGUCAGCUUAUAUUGAAAGCCUGUGCAGGAAUUGAUUAUAAACAGUUUUUACAAAUGCUAAGAGUGAUAGCAGAGAACAGAAUAGAACAGCACAAAAAGCAAGAAACAAGUGGUGCAAUUGCAGAAUUAUGUAUAGGUAACACUGGAAUUGUGGCUGAAAGUCAGCCACUAGAUAACAGAAAACAACAAGAAAUGCAAGAAAACAAUGUGAAGGAAAUAUAUAUGAGUGAAAAAUGCAGUAAUGAAAUUAGUGAACUUGAAAAAGAGAGAACAAAAGAACAGAAAGAGGUAUAUACAAAAAGAAGCUUUUGUGAUAAAAAAGAAUUUUCUCUUCCAAAGGAACUUUGGGAACAUUUUGCAAUGUUUGCUUUUUCAUCAGAUUGGGAGUGGUCUGAAAAUGACUAUUUGAUAUUUGAUUUAUAUCGUAUCAGACAUAUUUUACAAGUUAUUAUUUCAGAUGAAGAUUACAAAAGUUUAUAUAAAGAAUAUAACGAUUCUGCUGAAUACAUUAUAGAUAUUAUUGAAUCAUGGAAAACAAACAAACUAUUACCUUUUAAUUAAUUCUCUGCUGAUCAACUGAUAUCGCCUGACCAUCAUACACCAGCAGUUUCAGGAGUAUAAAUUAAAUGUUUGGUGUUUGACAAAAACAAUUCUGUUUUGGAAGCUGAUGUAGUUAUACCUGGAUUGCUUCUUAGUAUAUUUCAUCUUGUAAAUAAACCUGUGUGUGUUAAA
Messenger RNA from Mercenaria mercenaria, 1671 nucleotides. Its product is annotated as 2-oxoglutarate and iron-dependent oxygenase JMJD4-like. Gene Ontology annotation, cellular component: nucleus; cytoplasm. NCBI's taxonomy places the organism in Eukaryota, Metazoa, Mollusca, Bivalvia, Venerida, Veneridae. The coding region runs from base 4 to 1500 and encodes 498 amino acids. Gene Ontology annotation, molecular function: sequence-specific DNA binding; histone H4R3 demethylase activity. The transcript is spliced from 7 exons. The record is from RefSeq and is a predicted model, not a curated record. Gene Ontology annotation, biological process: negative regulation of gene expression; positive regulation of translational termination; protein hydroxylation.